Molecule: messenger RNA, 2679 nt
Organism: Schistocerca nitens (vagrant locust)
Lineage: Eukaryota; Metazoa; Arthropoda; Insecta; Orthoptera; Acrididae
Exons: 7
Coding region: 1-2595 (864 amino acids)
Source: RefSeq, a predicted model, not a curated record
AUGGAUCCGGUAGUUGCGUCGCUCGUCGCUCUGCUGGUGACAAAUGGGACCUCGGUGCUGGACUGCACCUGCGUCCACCUCAACGACAUGGCCGACCGCGAAAGCCACUGGCUACACAGAGUCAGCGACGGCGAACUAGACAUAUGGAAGCACCAAUGUCAAUAUUUCGGACGCUACCUGGUGACCGGAACGUGUGGGGUCCUGAAGCCGCCGUCGGCCGCGUUGUCAGCUGUGGCGCGCCAGGCAGCCAGCUUCCCGACCUACGGACCCCCGCAGCCGCCUGCAGGAGGGGGGCAGCGAGGGGGGUGCGUCGGCGCCCUGGCGGGUCUCCACAGCCUCACGUUUUUUGAGUUGCUCGAAUUCCGCAAGGAGUACUACUGCCGGAUCGCUGCCGAUUGUAUCGACUCGAGCUCUGUACUGAGGUGGAAUAAUACGGAAUGGAACGUGACAACGCUGCAAACGGAUGCUCUGAGGCACCGUGUCUUGUCCCAGUCACUGCAAGCUGUUCGGCGCAUCACAACAGCCAUAACCGCCAGGCAAACGUGUGAGCUCAACCAUCGGCCAUAUUUUAAGAUGACGUACUUGAACAAAACUGAACUGCAGGCCCACGCAGCGGACUACCUGGGACGCCUCUCCAACUUCUGGAGAGACUUGGCGCAGCUGGUCUCACUCAGUGCAACUCACGUCUCACAGCUGUUGGUUCCUCUCGCAUUCGAACACAUGGGUAAAAACACGAGUGAUCAGCGACUCCACCGUUGGAUUAAGGACGUGGAACGUGUGAAGGACAUACUGCACACGAAAUUAACAGGAUGGGUACAUGACAUGCAAUACGUCAGCAAACAGAUGCUGCGCUACGAGGUAGAAGAAGAUAAAGACACGCCUGGGGACUUUAAAAUCAGGGGGCCGCUGUUGAAUGCUGACCUACUGCGCUAUCAGUCGUGGCUCCUUUCCUCUCACGACGGCGUGCUGUGCAAGGAGCGGCAGCCGGAGGCAUCGGAAAUGUUCAGUCUCGCUGAGGCGCUGUACACCUUCUACCGUACCUACUGGUACCCUGCAGCAACGCUCCUAACCCCACGCUACGAAUAUCUUAUCGACAUUGUAGAUGAGGAGUGGCAGCUGGAGGACACUAGCAAUGUCACACUCUCCGUGGACACUGACUGCGUGCAGCUGUUGGCGAACGCCCUGGACCACCCCAUAUGCCCGCUGGAAGACCUGCCACCGGAGACCGUCAAGCAGCGCGAGCGGUGCCGCGUGCAGCUGUGGGACGACGUGGUGCAGAGGUCGCCCCACAUACCCGUCACCAGCUACCUGGCCUACACGCAGAGGGUAGAUGUCAACCUCUGUCUGCUGGCCUGGAUGGCGGUCAACUCGUACAGCAUUUGUCAGGGCGUCCCAUUUAGCAUGAUGCAGUCCGUGCACGAUGCUCGCUGCUAUUUCGAUAGUCCUGACGACCAGUCGUGUCUGGAAUCGAAAGCUACAGACGCCAUCUGCUCUGUUUCCAGAGCUCUUCUGUUGCUGAAGUGUCGCGAUUUUUCUUCCUUCGAGACUUUCAGGACGUGUUCCAUCAGACUUCACUCAGAUGGGUGGUACAAUGAUGCUGUUGAGCCGUGGGGCGAAUUUCAUGUCGAAGGGUAUCCAACAGAAAAGACGCUUAACUACAAAAACAGUUUAAACAACGCCACCUUGAAAUACAAGCAUUUCAAAAUCGAGAGCUUAAAGUCUUUAGAAAUUUCAUUUAUAUCGGUAAAUAUUAUUUUUCGCAUUUCGACUGCCGGAAUAUACGUGUACUUUCCCCACUUACGUAACUUGCCUGGAAAGAUCCUCUUGUCCUUCCAGAUCACGGGCAUAAUCCAGAUCCUGUGUUCUGAGGUUGUUUAUCGUAUGGCAGGCGUCCCAGACUUAUCUACGAUGGUACUGAUCGAUAGCGCCCUCACACUCCUCAGCUGCAUCUGCCUGAACUCAUUCUGCUACCAGAUGUAUGCUUGUGUUCGUCACCUCAGGCUUCCUAACCAGCUACUACCUGCUGAAGUAAGCAAGUUAUUCCGUCGUGAGGUGCUGUAUGUGCUUAUACCGUGGAGUAUAGUAUGUGUGGCAGCUGUUGCUUUGGAGAAGACAAGUAAAUAUUACCUGAUGCACAGUCGUAUAAUAUUCCUUGUGGGAAUAUCACUGUCAGUGGCUUUUAAUUUAGUUUGCCUCGGACUGGUGGGCUACAUGUACUUACGCACUCGGUAUUCCAUGCGACGACUCAGAAUUGUUGGUAACAAUAAAUUUGCCUCAAAGAAACAAUAUACUUUUAUGUCAGUUAAGGCCAUUAUAUUAAGUGGGAUCGGCAUCAUGAUUAGAAUUGGGUUCCACCAGGCACAAGGCAUUGCGCAAUUUGUGUACUAUGCACAUAUAGUUACGAUGGUGCAAGGACCAGUACUGUUCGUCUGUUUCGUCUGUAACGGAACGACGCUCCCCGUAGUGAAGAACAGGCUACUAUCGUUGUGGAACCCAACUAUCAUCGGUCCAGGACGAGAGUUGUGUUCGGCAGCUGAGAGGAAUCUGGCCAGGAGAAACAACGAACACUCUCUGGCUGUGGAAUCCCCGCUGUAGCCUCCUUGAGUAGUUCCUCAAAUAGCUAAAGCUAGUAGUCAGGUAUGGAGGUGGAGUGUACCUAAUACGACAAAAUUAAAUGCA